CCGGGGUAUGAGAGCAUCGAAUUCACCUCUAGGGCUCAUCACAAGAAAUUCCUCACCCAACUCAAUCGAGAGGUACAUUCAACCCGAUUUCUUUGUCAUGAAACAUUGCGAGCAUUGAUGUUGUAUGAUAUGAUGCUAGAAUUGUGCAACAACAUAGGACUUACUACAUUGUUCAAUAUGUCCUAUAAUAUCUACAAAAGAAUUAUGUAUGAGUUCCUAGCAUCGGUUGAAUUUACUGAAGAUAUAGAGGACACCUAUGAGAGCAAACUCACGUUUCGGUAUAACAACAUACCAAGAACUUUAACGAAACGUGAGUUUGCCGAGCUAUUUGGUUUACCGGUUUUAGGUGUGGAGGAAAGAAAGGCAAGAGUUGAUAAGACCAUUGUGCAUGAUUUGUGGCGAAGGAUGACAAGGGUUAGGGUUUUUAAAUCUUCACAUAUGCAUGUUACACAUGUUCAACACCCUACCCUUCGAAUCGCACUGAAAUGGUUUGAGUAUGAUGUCUUUGGGAGGCCAAAUAGUCAUCAAACAAGGAUUAGUGAAUUGGCCCUUCUUGCUAUGAGUAUCUUUCCCGAAGCUCCUAGAUUAGAUCUUGCUUCAUGUUUGUGGGACCAUCUAAAAAAGGAAUGUGAAGCUAUGGGUGACAUUUUCAUAGGAGGGUACAUACAUCAUAUUUGUACCAAAUUUGGCUAUUGUGCGAAUAGAGAAGUACAAGAUUGGAAUUUCCUUAAUCUUAAGUUUCUACUCACUGCACAUGAUUUGAGUCACUCCCACACCAUUGGGACCACAACAUUUUACCAUUGGACCCUAAAUCCCUCACCCACACAACUUUUUACAAUCCCCUCCGAUGAACUCCCCAACAUUUUUAACCAUCAACUUGGGGAUAGGAGACACCUUUGCCUACCCGGAACUACUCCUGACCACUAUCUUUAUGACAUCCCUCAACUUGAGCCACCACCCAGUCCCGAACAACCACAAGCACAGCCACAACCCGAUCCCCAACCCCCUCAAUACACCCCCUUUGAACAAUAAAUGCUUGCCGGUAUACAACAACUCAAUCUUAACCAAACGGCAAUGAACACACGCAUCGACGAUCUCUAUAGUGCGUAUCAAAGGGUGGAAGACGAUCAAAGACGGGCCUUCGGGCCUAUGUACGCAUAUUUUGACCACAAAGGGUACUUUUCCCACAUGCCCACUCCGGUCCAACAUCCUACAUGGUAUGACCCCUCACAUUGGGGUAAUUUCGGAGGAUCUAGCUCCGGAGGAGGUGGACAAGCUGGCAGUGAUGGUGUUGGCAGGGAUUUCGGAGGUGGUGAUGGCAGAUAUGGUGGCAGCUCAGACACAAACGACGAUGAAUAUCCAUAUACGGGCGGUUUUCAUGACAGCUACUACGGUCAUGGUGGAUUCUUUGAUGGAGGAGAUGCGGGCGGGCACUAGGGGCAGUUCCAUGAACUAGCUGGGGGGAGAACUAUUCUGGAUCCUAAGGGUACACAUAAGGAGCGAAAGAAGAGGAACCCAAUGAUGCUGAAGACCUUCUAUUCAUGUGUUUUGAUCAUUGAAACAUUCUUUUAUGUUGAUUUUCAAAAACACUUGUGAAUGGUUGUAAUUGCUACAAUUGUUGGUUUGGAAACUUCAUGGACAUGAUUUGUUUUACUCGAGACGAGUAAAAGUUCAAGUGCGGGG
Cuscuta europaea is the source of this 1683-nucleotide messenger RNA. The record is from the annotation of a GenBank genome assembly. NCBI's taxonomy places the organism in Eukaryota, Viridiplantae, Streptophyta, Magnoliopsida, Solanales, Convolvulaceae.